Molecule: messenger RNA, 7644 nt
Organism: Penaeus chinensis
Lineage: Eukaryota; Metazoa; Arthropoda; Malacostraca; Decapoda; Penaeidae
Product: putative protein TPRXL
Exons: 4
Coding region: 1-1293 (430 amino acids)
Source: RefSeq, a predicted model, not a curated record
AUGCAGCUUUGCAAGUGCAUGGCAGCCGCUGGUCAUGGAGCCGUAGCGCAAGCAGCUUGGAAGCGUGACCUUGAUCGCAGAAAUGAGCCCGGAUUGCUGGGCGCCAGCGAGCGUGCGCCGCGUGCAUUCGCACCUGAAAGGAGAAAAGUGUAUUCUUCUCUUGAGGAAUACGCGGUUCGCCGCAGCGGUCUGGCUUGCGAGACCGAUUCUGGAAUGGACGAUCAAUUCCCUUCCCGUUUGCUCCGAUUCGGGAGGAGAUUCGUGCCCGGGAAGUGGCGUCUUGUCGUGUGCUGGCGCCAGGGAAGGAGGCUGCUCCCUCGGGUUUUGCGUCGUCUUAAUGCACGUUCGUUUGGGACUUCGAGGGCACUAAACAGUGUCAUCGUGACAAAUGUUGAAAAGGAGGCCACGAGACACAGCAGCAACGCGCACUCGCUGGUGGAGAGAGAGGCGGAGCGCAGCAACAGUAGCAGCAGCAGCAGCCGCGUGGAGCUCGACACGGCCACGGAGGAGGAGGACUUCGACGACCACACGGACGCCGAGACGACCACAACCAGCGCCACCACCACAGUAACUACCCCCACCACUACCACCACUCCGUCGUCGUCGUCAUCGUCGUCUUCGGGAACGACCACCAACACGACCUCCACCGCCACCGCGUGCAGCCCCACCGCCCCGCCCCCCCAGAGCGGGAAGCGCAAGGUGGAGCCGCUUCGGGACGGGAAAGUGGGCGUGUCCAUCACCAAAGACAACAGCGACAGCCCACCCUCCAAGCUCGCCCGCCUCGCCUCGCCCAAGUCCCCCUCGCACGCCCGCGACGACCAACACAAGUCUCCCAAAACGCCGCAGUCCGCGGGCGUGCCGUCCUCCCCGACGUCCCCCGCCCCACACACGCCCAAGAUACCCAAGAGUCCGCCGGCGACGCCCACGCCCACGCAGGAGGCAGUGAAGGGCAUCCCCGAGACGCCCGAGUCGCCGGCCUCGACGCCGCACGUCAACGGCGACGCGAAGGAGGAGCCGGCGGGCGAAAAGAAAGAGACGGUCAAGGAGGACCACGAGGAGGGCGUCUACGAGGACGGCGAGGAGGAGGAGGAGGAGGAAGAGGAGGAAGAAGAGGUGCUGGUGGCGCCCGACCCGACCUACUGGUACCAGCGGAACCCACUGGCGGACGAGAUCUUCAUCACCGACGUGACAGCCAACCUGAUCACGGUGACCAUCCGCGAGUGCAAGACGCGCCAGGGCUUCUUCAAGGGCUCCACGGACGAGAACCAAAACUCGCAGUCGUCCAUCAAAUGAUCGGGCUCGGGCUCGGUGCUCGUCGUCUGAGGAAAAUUGUACAACUUAGUGAAUCACUCGCUAUAAGUGUUUUGUGCAUCCCCACGAAGAUAUUUUGCAUAAUUAUGCGAAUAGAAAAAUGUGAUUUUGGAAGUGAUAUUCCCCCGAUGCGGAGCUGGUGCCUCCCUCUAGCUACAUUCGUUCUGUCUUGUCUGCAAACCCAACACUGACGCCUGUCUGUCAGUGGCUGCUGCAUCGCCGUUUCUUUGAUUCUUUUGAAGGAUUGUUACAUUAGCUGCCAGAAAAUGUCAUCCCAGCAAAGUGUUGCCUUGAUGUCCGUGUAAAGGGCCUGGUCAUUAACAAAAGUUAGUCUUCCAGUACUGGUGGUUGGCAAGGGACUUGUACUUGUGUGUGAAGCGCAAGUAUGGCAAAGACUAUACAUAAUGUGUAUAUUGGCUAGAUUAGAAAUUUGUUAUUAAUUUCAUUCGGUUGUGGGUGUAGAAACGAGUUCAUUCUAUAUUUAAUGUUAAUGAGUUCACAGCAGUUUUGGGACCAGAUAUUUUAGUGGUAUUUAAAUUUGUUAAAUGUUGUGUAAUGCACCUAUAUUGAAAUAAUGUGUAUGAGAGAAUGCGAAGCGCACCGAGGAGGAAAUCUGGUGUGAAACGAUCCCGAGUUUUGUAAUAUAUCUUCAGGCAGGAUCCACUGAUGCACUCUACAAGUGAAACGUGCUGUGUCCCAGUGUCCUUAUGAAAUACAAUUAUGCAUUCUUGUCAUUACUUUGGCACAGCCAGGGAGAGGACUUUUACGGGGGGUUGAGGCGCUGACCCCCGGCCAGACUGCUUCCGGUUAAUGAGGUCAACCACACAAGGCAGGUCCUAGCGCCGUCUCGAAGAAGAAGAAGAGGAGGAGCAAUAGCCAGGGCACGAGGAAAAAGAGGAGCAAGAAGCCUUAGGAUGUCGCUGUGAGGAUCCCUGACAAUAAGGAGGCGUCGAGUCCGUGGGCGAGUGCUGUGGGGCGUGCUGGGCCGCCCUGGCGUCCCGGCGGAAGAGGAGAGUUGCAGUGCCCGGCGGGAGUUCCAGCGGCGCGGUGCGUGGCCCACCCGGUGCCGUCAGAUGAUCGUCGGAUCCGCGGUCGGUCACGCGACCCACCGCCCCGUCCAGGCACUUGAUCCGUGGCGCCUUCAGGUCGGGCUUGGCCCUCGUGUGCUCCAGCCCCUCCGGCCGGAGCGAAGGGAGCGCUUUUAUCUGAGCGGAUUAAUUUGAUUAUAAUUAUAUUUUUAUUACUUCUCUGUACUAAGGAUCCAGAUUGCUCAGAUCCGAACACGAGGCCAAAUGGAAGUGAUGUAUUUAUUGCUGAAAUAGUUCAGUCUUGGAUUCGAGCCGAAGGACGCGGCGCGCAACGGCUGUUCCCCGGCCAAGAGGACAGGCGAGGCGAGACUCCAGGCCCCCAUAUGCAGUUAGAUAGUAAUGAAGAAUAAAGGAUGUGCGAGAAACGGGACUGUGGCCGCUCCCAAGGUCGCUGGGACUUUCGCCGGACGCCCGGGCGCGCGCGCGCAUGCACCUUGGCGGUCCUGCUCGCUGUUGUCAUAUAAAGUACCUUAUUUUUCCACGGUAGCUUUAAGGCCACAGUCCCGCGUCUUCAUUCCGUUAUUUAUUCUCUUCUUUUCUCUUCUCUCCUCUCCUCUUCCCUUCUCCCUUUCUCUUUCUCUUUCUCUUUCUCCGACCUCGUGUAUGCUGAAUACGAUUGACGUGUUGUGACUGACCAUGGUGACCAAGUUGCGUCCUCCUGCGUGGCGGACUGUUCGACCCUCGUCUCAGCGGCGGAAGCAUGAAGUCUGCAUUCCCCGUUCAUUAUGCUUACGUUUCUUCUCUCUAUGCUGUCCUUUUGUAUGCUGAACUUCGCCCAAGUCAUGUAUUUACAUUCUGAUGAAAUAUUCCUAUGUAUUUGCUUCCUGAAAAAUAUACCCCUGUCUCCAGUCAUAAUAUACUUUAUAUAUCUAUAGAUGCAUUCCCUAGGGACGUGUGAAUAUAUAUUCUUUAGGAUGUGUGUUUUAUGUGUUUUUUCUGAUUUUAUGUAUAUGUUUGAAUAUUUUGAUGGGUGCACCGAAACUGUGUGAAAGCCAAGGUUAUGUGGUUGAUGCGUGCUUGUCGAUACCUCUUAACGUCUAGAGGAAAACGUUGCAUAUCUUAAUUUUCGUGAUGAGUUUGAAUGGCGAUUGAAAUGUCAUGGCUCUGCAUGGCCACGGCUUGCCAGCGCAUGUAGUACCUAUUGUCAGCAUCUUCGCCCCGUCGCCUUUUUCUGUGUGUGCCCCCCCCCCCCCCCCCUUCUUUCCCAUCGACGCGGAUUCCCUCCUUGCAAGAUAUGUCCCGCUUCCUCUCACCCCUGUCUUCUCACGGGACUGUUUGCACGGCUCACGUAUGAACGUUAGUUUGUCUUCAUGAAUAUUGAACAUCGCACUUCAAGUGUUUUUGCUUCCAUUCUUUCCCACUAGGUUUUGGUGUUAACGUAUCUUGUUAUGUUUCCAUUAAAAACAAGGCACCCUUCAUGUACAUCAUCUCGUCACUGCGUCAGUUUAUUACUGCUAAUAUUAUUGUUGUUAUAUAUUUUAGAGUACCCAGUGCCGCCUUCUCAGUACUGUUAUGGGUAAUGAAAUGAGGUAAAUAAUACAUGCACAUACCAUGCAACCACAAAUACAGUGUUGUCUAGUCUAAAACUGUCCGUAUUCUGGAAGGAUGAUCACAACGGUGAAAAGAAAUCAGACAUGUAUGGCGGACGAGAGAGGAUGCGUCAGUCCGUUUAAAGACCAUAUCGUGUGUCAUUGUAGUCGGGAAACUAAUGUUGAUUCGUUUUAGGAUGCCUCGCUGCCUGAAGGGGUUACAGUUACAGUGUAUUGUAAAAAAUGAAUUUCCGACCGGGUGUUUCGAAUACAUGUCACUCCCUUUGCCUCGAUCUUGAGAUUAUUGCUUAUCUAGUCAAUCAGCCAUGGGGAGAAAUAAACUAAGGAAGCGGCAACCCGUGAUUCGGCUGCAGUUAUGGGCGCAGUAGAGCAGAAAGGGCAGAGUUGUCCGCCAGCAGUGGUCCUCCGGCCGUGCAUGUGGCGUGUGCGUCCGGCGCUGCUGGCCACGUGGGGAGCGGGGCGAGGGGGGAGGUGCAUUAGCCCUGCGUCUGUUCAGCGCAGGUGUACAGACGAGCGAUUGUCCGUGGGAUUGCAAGAGGUCAACAUUAGUUCAGAUCGAAAAAUAGUGCAGGGUACAAGCAAACUUUACUGCGUGACAAGUGUAGACUAGUACAUGAAUUCUUCAUAUUUCAUGGCCAAUCAUAUCAGAUUUGGGUGAAAAUGAAAACGGCCAUCAAAUAAGAAUAAAAGCUUCUAGAAGUUACCAUUACAAGUUUUGAGCAUUCAUGUAGUUUGAAUCGGUUGCACAAAUUGUGGGAAUGACGCGGCGGGUGGCAGUGCGGGAUCCGCGACGGGUACUGGCGAGUCGCGUUUGAAAGCUGACGUGCGUGCGUGUGUGUGUGUUGCCGUGUCUGCCAGACGCCCCACCUCCCACCGCCCACCUCGCAUCCCGCAGACCCGCGCCACUCUGUAACAGCGCCAGCUUAUCGUGGUGCGAUUUGAUCUGGGAAGGGGCACGCGGGGGCAGGUCCCCGGUCCACGCUGUGCGCGGCGCUCCCGUCUAAAGUUAUGGGAAGGGCGUUUCUUAGACCAAACGACCCGGCGUUCGAAAGUCAGGUGCUGCGGGUGAGAAUGCACCGAGUUUAGUGCCCGCGGCGGGCGCGAGGGCGUGCCGAGGUGUCAUACACGAGACUCCAUCAUUACCCUUCGCCGAAUGCCGACUCCUAGCGUACUGUUCGAACAGUGCAAGGCCAACCCCUCAGGGUUAAUCCUGCAUGACCCGCCCGCGCCGAGGAGGCAGGUCGCCUGAAAUCCGUUACUGGUCGGGAAUUGAAGCAAUUAAGCGUCAGGCAGGGAUGGAUUCAGGUUUCAAUUUAAGCCUCGUAACCGUCUUGGCGGCGAAGGUGGCUGUGUUUGCUUGCGGGCUCUGUGAGGUUGAUUAAAACACAAUGCACGUCUGUGGCCACCUGUCCAUACAAGGCAGGAGCCCCCUCCUCCCGUGGCCCAAGGCCAGCAUAGGACUUUCAGUGUGACUGGCAUACUGGCUGCAUUUUGAAUCAAGGGCCGUUAUGAAGCGCGGCCCGGGUGCUCGCUGCACCUGCCUCAGGACGGGGGGGAUGGGGGGUAUCUUGAAGAGCUUCUUGCCCCAGAGGAGCGGCGGCGGCGCGGGCGGGCUCGCUUCGCCUCGGCCCCGGCACGCCGUGAAUGUGCAUAUUCAAGCAAGCAGUGACUAGGGAAAGCAGCCCAGCCGGCCGAACAUGCGGCAGGAUCAUGCUGAGCUGCCCAUCAUCGCAAUGGCUCUUGGGUCUACUGGUCCCUCCCCCGCGCGAAGUGCUUGUCAUGCGGGCGCGAAUUUCCGAAAUAAAGCGCCGUGGUCGUGCUGUCUUUGUUUUAAGCAGUGUAUAGGAGGCCACAGGCGUAAGGCGAGGGAACCUGUAGGCUUGCGAUUGAGGGAACCCGGUAACAUGUCUCGCGGCGACCCAGUCAUGCACGAGUGAGUCGUGGCAGGCAGGUCCGCCUCACGUCUACGGCAUUUCUUAUCGCUGGGCAGAGUAGCUUGUCAUGGCAAUUCAACCGCUUUGGCAACACUUCUAACAUUUGAAUUUGUCUGCACUGCCUGGCCGCCGCGCGCUGUGGGCAGGGCGACGUACACUCAAGGUGUCCCUCGGGGUGCCUCGGCCUUGGAGGAUUUCCUUGAAGGACAAGUUCAAAAUGCUCUUUCUUGCCCUGCAAGCCUUUGGUUUCGGACAUGCUGCCUCUUCGGUUUUCAUUUGGCCGUCAGCAGUGAUCGCCCUCUUCCUCUUUUCCUUUUCUCAAUGGGCUAUGAUACUUUGUCAUUUUAAUUCAGUCUUUUUGCUAUUGUUUUUGUUGUAUGCAGAUCACUCCCUUGCUCUCUCUGCCCUCCCCGCCAUAUUCUGUUUAUGCAUGCUCCUAACCGUUCUCCCUCCUACGUGUCCUCCACACAUUUCGGCCCUGCUCAUUCUCUCCGUUUCACAUCUGCGUCGUGGGUGCGGUGUUCGUGCCCCCCCCCCCCCCCCCUCACCCAUGUGUCCUGUUUACCCCGCGCGUGUGGCUGUGAGCGAGAGAGGAAUACAUUGAGUAAUGACCUAUUUCUGUGUUCGGUGCGGCUUCACGGCGAGUGAGUGCGUAGUGUUGUGCAGGAAAUAACACUGCACAAUUUCUUACAUGUAGAUGUCUGCGUUCGUGAAUGUUGAAUUAUUGUAAUAUGUAGUUUCCAGUGAACGUUUAUUUAAUGUAUAUAGUGCUAGCUGUGACCAAAUGAAGUGUGAUAGUUUCAUUCUAUGCGUGUCUUUGCCCGCUGAAGCAAGAUCAUGAGCCGCCCUGUGUAGGGCACAAGUGUUUGGAUUAUGUAAAUGUCUGUUUUCGCGCGUGCGUGUUUGUCUAUCCUGUAAUCAAGGUCGCAUGCAAGUAAGAGUGUCGGCGUCACCCCCAGUGUUUGUUGGUCUUGUUUGCCCCAAGUCAGUAACGUGUAAGUGAAACGGAUAUGCCCCCCCCCCCCCCUAAUGACUCCCGUGGCAAGGUCGUGUGACGCGCGCCUUCCGGGAGACGGGCCUCUGUUCGUGUGAUUUAAUGCGCAUUGAGAGAGUGGCUUUAUUCAUGUGAUUUGUCUGCGGACGUUUGUCGAAAUGAGAACGCCGAGUGAUGUGGCCCGGAAUGAGGAUCCAUUCGUCGUGACUGAGUGUGAGGCAGAGUGAGUGGCAGUGCGCGUGGUUACGAGGCUGAGAGCGAGUCGGCGAUGGAGCUUGGGGUGUCUAGAGAGAUCAAGAAAGUGACGCGAUUUCUCGUGGUAAUAUACGUGACUUAAUGACAAUAUAUAUGACGCGGCAAGUGACGCCGUGUCCCCGACUCCCUCUUUCAUCCCUGUUCCUCCUCUCCCUCCGGUAUCGGAAGGCCACUCGAGGGCUGGCGUCAGUUCAUGGCAACGUGGCUGAUGCUGCGAUUGCAAUUAGAAUCCCAGAAUCCGUAGAGAGACUGGAGCGGCCCCGCGCCCGAGUUCCCUGCCCGCCAAGUAGGGCAGGAGACGGGGAGCCGCUUGGCGGGGCCGCGGCAGGAGGGAUCGCCGUUGUAUCACUGACCCAUUUCGUCUCCCAAGUUAAAUGUAUGAUAUUUUUUUCUUGAUAAUAGCUACUGAUGACUGUAUAAGCAAGUGACUGGCCAAAGUCCUGUACAAAUUGUAAUAUAAAUUCACGGUUAUAAUUAAUAAUGAUGCUUAUGUAAAUAGAUAUUUUCCUGUA